AUGGCAGCUGUCGAGCUAGCGCUUGAAGAGAGAGUCAGCCUUCUCUAUCUACUGUGGAGAGCAGAGCAGCGGCGUAAAAGACGUCCUUGCCGUACCUGGGUCCAUCAGCUCCUCCAGAGGCGUGAGCAGUUUGGUGAGUUUCACCAUUUGCUCCAGGAGCUGCGCCUAGAUGACGGCCGAUUCCAGCGAUACCACCACACCAACUACAGGCGCUCAAUCCCACCUGCAGAGCGCCUGUCCAUCUGCCUGAGGUUCCUUGCCACCGGGGACUCCUUCAGGACCAUCGCAUACAGUUUCCGAGUUGGUGUGUCCACAGUGAGCCAGAUCAUCCCCCAGGUAGCGACAGCCAUCUGGGACUGUCUAGUGGACGACUUCAUGGCUGUGCCCUCAACUGCAGACUGGCGGUCCAUUGCAGAGGGAUUCCAGGAGCGCUGGAACUUCCCCCUCUGCUGUGGAGCUCUGGAUGGGAAGCACGUCCAGAUGAAGGCACCCCCCAACUCAGGAUCCAUGUUCCACAACUACAAGGGAACUUUUUCCAUUGUUCUCCUUGCGGUUGUGGAUGCAAGGUAUCGCUUCCGCAUCAUUGAUGUUGGUGGGUACGGGAGGACCAGCGACGGUGGUAUUCUGGCCAACUCCACCUUUGGUCAGGCUCUUCGGGCUGGGACUCUCCAUCUGCCACCUGACCAGCCUCUACCUGGCGGCGAACACCAUGGAGCCCAGCCCAGCUGUGCAGUGGCACGGAGACAUUGGUCAUUACAAAUGUUUAUUAGGGAGAAUAUAUAA
This is a messenger RNA of Pelmatolapia mariae (spotted tilapia), 783 nucleotides long. RefSeq lists its product as uncharacterized. The record is from RefSeq and is a predicted model, not a curated record. The transcript is spliced from 3 exons. The coding region runs from base 1 to 783 and encodes 260 amino acids. Lineage: Eukaryota; Metazoa; Chordata; Actinopteri; Cichliformes; Cichlidae.